Molecule: messenger RNA, 2741 nt
Organism: Telopea speciosissima
Lineage: Eukaryota; Viridiplantae; Streptophyta; Magnoliopsida; Proteales; Proteaceae
Product: probable inactive ATP-dependent zinc metalloprotease FTSHI 4, chloroplastic
Exons: 17
Coding region: 62-2620 (852 amino acids)
Biological process (GO): proteolysis
Cellular component (GO): chloroplast thylakoid
Molecular function (GO): ATP hydrolysis activity; ATP-dependent peptidase activity; metalloendopeptidase activity
Source: RefSeq, a predicted model, not a curated record
AAACCAUUAAAAGGAUUAAACGGCGAGCUUCUCCUUCCACUCAGAGUCUUACGAAGGAGAGAUGAUUUCCCCCAAAAUUAGUAAACAACCUUCUCUUUUUGAUUUCAUCUAUCCUUCAAAAGCUCCGGUGAGGCAGUUACCUUCCCCGUCUUAUCCACGUCAACGACAUGCUAUCAGAAGAAAUAUAGGGUUUAAAGGCCUUAAACUUCUAGCAAAAUUCCAGAAGCUCAAUGGAGUCUGUAGAGCUUCAAGUUCGAGCUCGGAAUCUGCUGUUGUUUCAAAUGACGUGGAAGAAGAUGAAGCGUCUGUUCAGCUUUUCGAGAAAUUGAAAAAUGCUGAGAGAGAACGAAUAAAUAAGUUGGAACAACUGGAAAAUAAAGCCAAUAUGCAGCUUGAGAGGCAGCUUGUCAUGGCUUCAUGUUGGAGUAGGACAUUAUUAACGAUGCAAGGGAAGUUGAAGGGUACAGAAUGGGAGCCUGAGAACUCGCACAAGAUAGACUAUAGUGAGUUUUGGAGACUUCUAAACUCCAGUAAUGUCCAGUUUAUGGAGUAUUCAAACUAUGGUCAGACAAUAUCUGUAAUUCUACCGUACUACAAAGAUGGAAAAGCAGAAGAAUUAGAAGGAAAUUCUAAGAGGGAAAUUGUUUUCAGGCGCCAUAUGGUUGAUCGGAUGCCAAUUGAUUGCUGGAAUGAUGUUUGGCAGAAGUUGCACCAACAACUAGUAAAUGUUGAUGUUUUUAAUGUGGACCCAGUGCAUGCGGAAGUUUACUCUACUAUGGCAACUGCUGUCAUAUGGUCUAUGCGUCUUGCGUUGUCUAUUGCUUUAUAUCUCUGGAUUGAUAGUUAUAUGAGACCAAUUUAUGCCAAGUUAAUACCUUGUGAUUUGGGAACUCCUACAAAAAAACCAAGGCAGCCCCUGAAGCGCCAGGCACUAGGAUCUUUAGGCAAAAGUCGGGCUAAAUUCAUAUCAGCAGAAGAGACUACAGGUGUCACCUUUGAUGAUUUUGCUGGUCAGGAAUACAUAAAAAGGGAACUACAGGAGAUUGUCCAAAUAUUGAAGAAUGAAGAAGAGUUUCAAAACAAAGGCAUCUAUUGCCCUAAAGGCGUUCUUCUUCAUGGGCCUCCUGGGACUGGUAAAACACUGCUGGCUAAAGCUAUAGCUGGUGAAGCAGGGCUUCCUUUUUUUGCUGCGAAUGGCACUGAUUUUGUAGAGAUGUUUGUAGGCGUUGCAGCAUCUCGUGUUAAGGAUCUUUUUGCUAGUGCCAGGACGUUUGCACCAUCCAUUAUUUUUAUUGAUGAGAUAGAUGCAAUUGGUAGCAAGCGUGGAGGACCUGACAUUGGUGGGGGUGGUGCAGAAAGGGAACAGGGCCUGCUCCAAAUAUUAACUGAAAUGGAUGGAUUUAAGGUUUCAACUUCACAGGUGUUAGUUAUAGGUGCAACAAAUAGAUUGGACAUACUUGAUCCUGCUCUUUUGAGAAAAGGCCGUUUUGACAAGAUUAUAAGAGUUGGUUUGCCAUCUAAGGAUGGAAGGUUGGCCAUAUUAAAGGUGCAUGCUCGUAAUAAAUUCUUUCGUUCAGAAGAAGAAAAAGAGGUUCUUCUGCAGGAGAUUGCAGAGCUUGCAGUAGAUUUCACUGGAGCAGAGCUGCAAAAUAUACUGAAUGAAGCUGGCAUUUUAACGGCCAGGAAGGAUUUAGACUAUAUUGGACGGGAGGAACUUCUAGAGGCCUUGAAGCGGCAAAAGGGCACAUUUGAAACUGGUCAAGAAGAUAGUAGUGAGGUUCCAGAUGAAUUAAAGCUGAGGUUGGCAUAUCGAGAAGCAGCUGUUGCUGUUCUUGCAUGCUAUUAUCCAGAUCCUCACCGUCCUUUCAUUGAGACAGAUAUUCGUUCGAUCCGUAGCCAGCCAAAUAUGCACUAUGCUGAAUCCUCAGGGAAGGUCUUUGCAAGGAAGUCAGAUUAUGUGAACUCUAUAGUGCGGGCAUGUGCACCUAGAGUAAUUGAGGAGGAAAUGUUUGGGGUUGACAACAUGUGCUGGAUCUCAGCGAAGGCUACAUCAGAGGCUUCCAGGCUUGCUGAAUUAUUGAUUCUGCAGACAGGGAUGACAGCGUUUGGGCAAGCUUAUUAUAGAUACGAAAGUGAUCUUGUACCGAAUCUUGCAGCAAAAUUGGACGCACUGCGAGAUGAGUAUUUGCGUUUUGCUGUUGAGAAGUGUUCUUCUGUUCUGCGGGAAUAUCAUUCGGCUGUUGAGACAAUCACAGAUAUUUUACUGGAGAAAGGACAGAUUAGUGCUGAAGAAAUUUGGGAAACAUACGAAAAGGCUCCACGAAUAACUCAGCCUCCUGUGCAUCCAGUUGAUGAGUAUGGUGCACUCAUCUAUGCUGGACGAUGGGGCGUCCAUGGGAUUUCUCUUCCAGGGAGGGUUACUUUUGCUCCAGGAAAUGUGGGGUUUUCAACCUUUGGUGCACCCCGCCCUCUCGAGACACAAAUCAUUAGCGAUGAGACUUGGAAACUAAUAGAUGGCAUAUGGGAUAAAAGGAUCCAGGAAAUUAAGAAUGAAGUUUCUAUAGAGAUUGAGGAAGAUAUGGAGAAACCACAGCUUUUGAUGGCAGAUCACUUCCUUUGAAAAUUUCAGUAUUUACAUUUGCAGGUGGGAUACAGCUUGAUUUGGAUGGUGGAUGAUGCCCCAAAAAAUACAAAAGAAGAUUUGGUUGGUGAAUAUACAUUUCUUUCCAUCCAGAAAGGCU